UGGACUUUUUUUUUUUUUUUUUUUUUUUUUUUUUUUAAUUUCUAAAAUUUGUAAUGGCAAAAUCAGACUUUGUCAAAAUACGUUUUUCCUUUGCCAUUAUCCUUCGAGCUGCUGUUUACUAACAUAAAAAUGCUAUCAUGCUUAACUUCUUCAACAUCCCAAAAAAUCUCUCAUUUUACCUAUCAAUUAUCAAAAUUUAGGCCAGCUUCCCACAAGGCCUUCUCAUAUUAUACCAAACAAAGACUGCAAAAUGAUCAUAAAAAUCCAGAAUUUACUGGUCCACUGGCCCCAGGUGUAGAUAUGGAGAGAAGUAUAUAUGAAAUGCUCACAAUAGAACGUUGGGAGUCACUAAACCACAUGAACUAUAGGCUGGCUUCACUGAGGCCAGUCCAUGGGAGGCUUGCUCUAAAAUUCCUCAAUUGGCUUGUUAGGCAACCUGGUCUGGAAAUUGUUCACCUUGCUCACAUGUUUUCCAUCACCACUCAUAUACUUGUCAGAGCUAGAAUGUAUGAGCAUGCCAAAUCCAUCUUAAAACAUCUCUCGAAAAUGGGUGUUGGUUCAAAGGCUGUUUUUGAUGCUUUAAUGAACACUUACCCACUUUGCGGGUCAAACCCUUCAGUUUUUGAUCUUUUGAUUAGGGUUUAUUUGAGAGAAGGAAUGGUAGGUGAUGCUUUGGAGACCUUCUAUUUCAUGGGUUCUCGAGGGUUUAACCCUUCUGUUUAUACUUGUAAUAUGGUGCUAGGGUCAAUGGUGAAAGAUCAGAGAGCUGGGACGGUUUGGUUGUUAUUUAAGGAAAUGCUUGCUAGGAGAAUUUGCCCUAAUGUUGCUACUUUUAAUAUAUUGAUCAACAUUUUGUGUCUGGAAGGGAAGCUUCAGAAAGCUGGUUACCUUUUAAGAAAGAUGGGAGAGAGUGGGUAUGUGCCAAAUGUAGUUACUUAUAAUAGUGUGCUCAAUUGGUACUGCAAGAAGAGAUGGUAUAAGGCAGCUUUUGAGUUGAUUGAACAAAUGGGGUCUAAGGGUAUUGAAGCGGAUGUAUGCACCUAUAACAUGCUUAUCGAUGAUUUGUGUAGAAAUAGUAGGAGUGCGAAAGGAUAUCUACUCUUAAAAAAAAUGAGGAAGAGAAUGAUAUCUCCUAAUGAAGUCACCUAUAAUACUAUAAUAAAUGGUUUUGUGAAGGAGGGGAAGAUUGGAAUUGCAACUCGGGUUUUUGAUGAGAUGUCUAUGAUUAAUCUUUUGCCUAACCAUGUUACUUACAAUGCUUUGAUUGAUGGGCAUUGUGAAGAGGGUAAUUUUGAACAAGCUUUGAGGCUUUUGGAUAUGAUGGAAGCAACAGGACUAAGGCCUAAUGAAGUCAGUUAUACAACCCUUUUAAAUGGUUUGUGCAAGCAUGCCAAAUUUGAGUUAGCUGGAAACCUUCUUGAGAGGAUGAGAAUAAAUAGCAUGUUUAUUGGUCGCAUAGCGUACACAACAAUUAUUAAUGGCUUAUGCAAAAGUGGACUACUUAAUGAAUCUGUGCAGUUGCUUGAUAAGAUGUUCAAGGCUAGUGUAAGUCCUGAUAUAAUCACAUUUUCUGUGCUCAUAAAUGGAUUUUGCAGAGUGGGGAAAAUUAAAAAUGUGAAGGAAAUCAUAUGUAAAAUGUAUAAAGCUGGAUUUUCCCCAAACAAUAUCAUAUAUGCUACAUUAAUAUACAAUUAUUGCAAGAUGGGAAAUGUUAUGGAAGCAUUUAAGGUCUUUGCAGCUAUGAGUCGUAGUGGCUGUGACAUAAAUACCUUCACAUGUAAUGUGUUAGUGUCAUCUCUAUGUAGAGAUGGAAAGGUCAGAGAGGCAGAGGAUUUCUUGCAUCACAUGAGAAGGAUUGCCAUUGUUCCUAACUCCAUCACUUUUGAUUGUAUUAUAAAUGGUUUUGGGAAUCUGGGUAAUGGAUUAAAAGCAUUUUCUGUAUUUGAUGAAAUGAUCAAAUUGGGUUAUCAUCCUAGUCAUUUCACAUAUGGCAGUCUACUUAAAGGACUAUGCAGGGGUGGAAAUUUGGGAGAAGCGAAGAAAUUGUUGGAUGAACUCCACUAUAUUCCUUCCAUUGUCAGUACUGCUUUCUAUAAUAUGAUUCUUGCAGCGACAUUUAAAUUGGGGAAGUUGUCAGAUGCAAUGGCUCUUUUUGAUGAAAUGGUCCAACGUAAUGUGCUACCUGAUAAUUAUACAUACACUAUUAUUCUUGCUGGGUUAUGUAGGAGGGGCAAGACUGUUGCUGCACUUCUUUAUUUGGGGAAAUUGCUGGGUAAGGGAGUUCUGUAUCCAGAUAAGGUCAUGUACACUAGUUUGGUUGAUGGUCUUUUCAAGGCUGGUCAACCAAAGGCUGCCUUUUAUGUUUGUGAAGAGAUGGAGAAAAAUGGGAUAUGCCCCGAUACUAUUGCAUUCAAUGCAGUUAUGGAUGGAUACUCAAGGAUGGGAAAUAUGGCAAAGGUGGGUGAUCUCUUCACAGUGAUGAGCAAUGGUAGUAGGAUAUCCCCUACUUUGGCUACAUAUAAUAUUCUCUUGCAUGGGUAUGCAAGGAAAAAGGAUUUGCAAAAAUGCUCUAAUUUAUUCAAUAUCAUGAUGAGGACAGGUAUUUUGCCUGACAAAUUGACUUGCCAUUCUCUCAUUCUUGGACUUUGUGAAUCGGCUACAUUGGAUAUUGGUCUUAAAAUGUUGAAAAAGAUGAUAAUGCAGGGUUUUGUAGUUGAUCAGUGUACGCUUAACAUGCUUAUCAUGGAAUCUUGUGAAACAGGUGAAAUGGGAAAAGCCUUUGAGCUGUUGAAUAUUAUGAGCUUAUUUGGGAUUAUUCCUGAUGCAAAUACACACAAUGCCCUCAUUAAGGGACUCAACAAAGUUUCUGCUGUCCGAGAAUCCCAUCUUCUAUUGCAUGAAAUGUUGGAGAGGGGUAUUAUUCCUCAGUGCAACCAAUAUAUUACUUUAAUUAAUUUUUUGUGUAGAAUGGGUGAUGUACAGGGAGCAUUCAAGCUAAAAGAUGAAAUGGAAGAACUUGGUGUGAGUUCUAGGGAUGUCGCUGAGAGUGCCAUGGUAAGAGGGCUUGCCAAGUGUGGGAAGGUUGAUGAAGCAAAGCUGGUUCUUGAUUUCAUGCUUCGGAAGAGCCUUAUUCCAACUAUUGCUACUUUUACAACUCUAAUGCACAUGUUCUGUAGGAAUAAUAACCUUUUGGAGGCCUUAAAGUUGAGGGAUAUAAUGGAGCUUUGUGGUGUGAAACUUGAUAUUGUUGCAUACAAUGUUUUGAUAUCUGGCCUUAGUGAUAAUGGUGAUGUUGCAUCUGCAUUUACACUGUAUGAAGAGAUAAAACGAAGGGGUCUCUUACCCAAUACCACAACCUAUUGCAUUCUCGUCAAUUCCAUUAUCACAGAUGAUGAUAAUCUUGUUAAUGGUGAAAUUCUUUUGAAAGAUUUAGAGGACAGGGGAGUGAUAUCUGGGCAUCGGAAUCAAAGCAUCAGACAAAGUUUGGUUGUUGCCAUGAGAAAGUUGAAGUCCUUGAGGCAAAACAGAAUUAGAUGAUGCCAAAAUCUAGCAGGGAAGCAAAGUAAGAAUGUUGAGAAUGCAAAAUCUAAAUCAUUCUAUGAAAGGCAGAAGAGGAGGAGAUGGAUGGACUUCCAUUACGUAGUCAGUGUGCUAUUCAUCACCUGGUUCAGUGGAGUUUCUUUUUGUUCUCAUGUUUUCGCCCUGAGUAGUUGGCUGUUUUGUGCCUGUCAGGUGGACUGCACCUGAUCAAUACAAGGGGAAUCACCACUGUCCAUUAAAUGUUGAGUAGGCUUUACACCUCAUGUUGAGAUAUUUGGGGUGCAAAAAAAAUUGUAGCUCGGACAUAAUUUGUAGCUCUUAUGUUCUGAUGAUUUGGUGAUGCCAACAUGACUUGAUGAGCUAUGAGAGUGACAUGUCCAUAUAGAUUGCAGCCCAAUGAAGGUGUUUUGGGAGCAACUUGCUGAACAUGAGAUGUAAGAGGCGGCCACUUAGGGAACCAAAUCAAAUGGUAUGUCUGAAUCUCUCUAUUCUGUUUCCAACAGAUAUAGGGCAUGCAGAAAAAGACUCAUAAACUUUGUUGAUACUUGAUAGUGUACCCUUAAAAUCAGGCAUCUCAUUGUACAAAAUAUAAUGCUUUGUUCCUAGCAUGGCUGACAGAAUCUAGCAAUUGCUAUUAUCGACUUUGUUUUUCAAUUUCACAAUUGCUAUUACCACUCAGGAAAUGUCUUGGACACGCUGGGUGUCCUUUAUAUGUAUAAACUCUUUCAUCGAUCUACAGUUUAAUUAGGUGUGGUCUGAUUAAUCUUUUUAUCUCUCGUAAAAAUAUAUAUAGAGAGUGGGAGGACUCUCCACCACAAAGGUUAUCACCAAUUUGAUGCAAAAGGGAUGGCUAUCCCUACUGUAUAGCCUACAACAUUGUUCCUGUCCGUUGGAUUAGUUGUUUACAAGGCAUUAAUAUAUUAAGUACCCCUUCAAUUA
This is a messenger RNA of Jatropha curcas, 4479 nucleotides long. The record is from RefSeq and is a predicted model, not a curated record. NCBI's taxonomy places the organism in Eukaryota, Viridiplantae, Streptophyta, Magnoliopsida, Malpighiales, Euphorbiaceae.